AAGGGCGUAGACAUCAUAAAUUCCAGUCGUUUGUGACCAGCAUGAGCAGCAAAACUAAAAUAAAAACUGAAAACUGAAAUUUUGUUCAGCAACAAGUAAGCAACAAGCAACAUGUCCCAGUCCGAUAUCAGAUAAAUGAACUCUUUCCAUUUAGGUCUAACUAAUUUGUAAGACCCAAAUUACAAUAAUGUCUCCUUCUUUGGUUUCAAGAAGCCUUUGCCUGAGGAAUUCUUCCCUUUUCAAAUCUUUAUGCUCAAAUUCAUUGCCUGAGGUGCCUUGUAAGCACAGACUGUAUUCCAGCAUUAGAUCAGGAACACAGGUGGAACACCUGUCCACACAACCUCAGAUACUUCAGCCAGAUGCCAAGAAUGGUUUGGCCGAAGAUUUAACAUUUGUUCCCAACAGUUCUGCGGUCAGUAAAACUGCACUAGAGAAACUACAAGAUUUUGUUUCUGCCUCUAAGAAAUUGUUUGUUUUGACUGGAGCCGGGAUGUCAACUGAGUCCGGAAUUCCCGAUUAUCGGUCCGAGGGAGUAGGGCUGUACGCCCGGAGCAACAAUCGACCAAUCACGUACCAGGAUUUCCUCAGGAGUCCCUCACGGAGGAGACGCUACUGGGCCAGGAACUUCGUUGGCUGGCCUCGGUUCAGCUCCGUCCUGCCCAAUGCGAGUCACUGGACGUUUGCCGAAUGGGAACGGGCCGGCAAAGUGCACUGGCUCGUCACGCAGAACGUCGACGCGCUUCACACCAAAGCGCAGAGUCGGAGGGUGAUUGAGCUGCACGGCUGCUCGGCGCGGAUCGUUUGUUUGUCGUGUGCACAGAAGACAACACGAGAUGAACUGCAGCAACGCAUGAGGGACGUGAACCCACAGUUUAAUUCAGAAUCUCAGGCAAUAGCUCCUGAUGGUGAUGUCAUUCUCUCAGACGAGGCGGUGGCAGGAUUCACCGUUCCUUCCUGCAGUCAGUGUCGGGGCAUGCUCAAGCCCGAUCUAGUCUUCUUUGGGGACAAUGUGCCGGGAGACAUCAGGACAUCAGCCUAUGAUCGCUUGCAGGAGUCAGAUGCUGUUCUAGUGGCAGGAUCUUCUCUGGAGGUCUAUUCAGGAUACCGCUUUGCGCUGGCUGCGAAGGACCAGAACAAACCUCUGGCCAUAGUCAACAUCGGACCGACGAGAGCAGACAAACUGGCCGUGCUCAAGAUUGACGCCAGGAUAAGCAGUGUCUUACCAGGCAUUCAAGUCACAUGAUGGAGCUCCACUUUCACUAAUCAGUGUCUCAGGGAUGAUGCAUCUUACUGUUUUACCAGUCCUUUGCUACAUUGGCGAUUCCCAAUAAAAUAAUGGACGAUGAUUAUUAGUUUUUACCUCAUUAAUCAUUUUUAUCCCCGUGGCUUUCAAGCCAGAUAGGGGGAUAUUGCGAUCGCGUAUUCCUUCUGUGAGUCAAUGUGUGCGUGCGUGUGUUCCAUUUCACUGUACAGUUCAGCCAUCAAUCUCAACCAAACUUGAAAGGGGUCUGUGGAGAGAAGGCCAAUGUCAAAAAAAAUCCUUUCCAAUAUGGAUCUUUACGAGGUCUCUGGAGAGCGCAGUUUUAAUUUCAAUUUACGUGUACAAGUUAACUGUAGUAGCUGCUGAGAAUGAAGUCACAGAUAAUGAUGUGAACCUAUGAACAGUUUUCGUAUCUUAGAAACAUUUUGUGGUGAAACUUAUCAUUGAAGACGGCAGUAUUUUAACUACAGGCAAUUGCCAUAAGUCAUGUAGACUUGUCCAAGUUGCCCAUAUCUGGGAUGGAUCGUACCAGCUAUUGUUCAGAUAAUCCAUUAUGGGGCAGUUGCUUUGUAUGGGCUCCGUGCACAAGUACCCCUUCAACGGUCAGAAAAGGAGAGUUGGGGGAGACCUAGACUGGUUCCCAGUCUAUCCACUGGAUAUUUCGAUUGAUCCAAAGUUAUUGAGGGCGGGGAUUAGUCUGGGAGACCAUCGCAAGUUAAAUUUGAACGUAUUCACGCACUGACGACGCCCAUGCGCGAAGAUGCUAUGGCUUAGCUUUGUGCACAUUCAGGAUAAAGAAGUCGUGCGUACUUCGCGUGCGAACCAGUCCCGUACACACACGCGGUGUCGCGUCCAAGGGCCUCUCAAAAGUGGUUACAAACGCGCCCUCUUUUGUUAGCACGGAGCCCAUAAUAGCAGGCACAAUGCUUUCGCCGUUGAAGGGGGACUCAACUGAAUAUCCAAAUUUCACGUGGGAGGGAGGGUAGGGGUGGUCGGGGCAAUCAGAACAUAAAACAUGAAACAAUUUUUAUACCGUACUUUCUGAUCUCCAUGAUAAUGUACAUGUAUUUAUUUCACACUUGUUAAGCCCCCACACAACGUGGGUCACAUUUCUAGUCUUCAUUUCUUAUUUUAUUUUAAAGCAAUUGCUAAAAACUAAGUUUCCAAUACACAAGGAAUAAAAUUCACGAAAUUACUUUUUCCAUUGCACUGAAAAUAUUUGGACACUAAACAUAGACUGGUGUCAACGUAAGCCCACCAAACAGACUCAACAGUGUGGGGUGGCAUCCAGAUUUGCUGUGCUGUCUUUUUCUACCUUUCUUAAAAUCUUUUGGGAAUAAAUUGUUAGCUUAAGUUUACACAUGGAAUAAAAGGUUUUUAUUUAACUAAUGAUAUGACAACCUUUUAAUUCCAAACUACACAAUAUGAUCAAGAUAUGUUUUCUGUCAUGUCUUUGUCAGAUUUAUGAGGAAAAAUGAA
This is a messenger RNA of Patiria miniata (bat star), 2740 nucleotides long. RefSeq names its product NAD-dependent protein lipoamidase sirtuin-4, mitochondrial-like (gene sirt4). Gene Ontology annotation, molecular function: NAD+ binding; NAD-dependent protein lysine deacetylase activity. The coding region runs from base 188 to 1243 and encodes 351 amino acids. Lineage: Eukaryota; Metazoa; Echinodermata; Asteroidea; Valvatida; Asterinidae. The transcript has 3 exons. The record is from RefSeq and is a predicted model, not a curated record.